CAACCCAGCGGUUCCCAACCCACUGGUGAGCAAAAACAGUGAGUGCGAAGAAGAUAUCUAGAAGAUAGAAGAAGGUAUCAAGCCUAUGCGGUGUAAGAUCACGAGCAAAGAUGGCACCCAAGAGGCAAAAAAGUCCUUCAAGAAAAACAGGUGUUAAAGGAAAAGAGUCAAAGCAGGCAAAGGAUGAGAGGCGUUCGCUGGGUCUGAGGGAUGUUACAUUUCUUCAUUGGAAGGUGAACACGAGGCUCUGCGUGGAUGGAACGAAGCCCAAAAGCUCGUUUUAUCAGAUAACUUCCCUAUUUUUCUUCUCUCAAUUGUUUCUGAACGCUCCUGAAGAUCACCCUGAUGACAUCUACCCCAUCGUCCUGACAACAGCCACCCAGGAGCUCUUUGAAUGCUGCGUUGAUGAGGAUGUCACAGAGCAGAGCCCUUACAAGCUGCUGAACAAGGACGACAUCAUACAGGAUAUUAAGACAAGAGCCGCAGUGUCCGAUUUCCACCCUGUGAAGCAGUUUGUGCUGGACUACCCAGAGGAUGAAAUAAUGCUCGUUUUUGAUGUAGAUUUCACCUAUGGACAGAGUUUUUACCUGGUUCUCACACCAGAAGCCAUGGCUAGAAUAUAUAAUGUUCUGCAGCCCCCACAACCUGAAAUAAUAGAAUUGGUGGAUGAUGUCAUUAAAACCCCAGAACCAAAGCCAUGGAUAUCUCUCGGCAGUGAGCUGGAAGUAGAUCAAGAGUCUGUCAAAGAGACCAGAGAAAAGCUGUGCUACAAGUUCGACUUAAAGCGCAGACCGGGGUUACCUGUCUGUUUUUUUGACCGCAACAGUACAGAGGCUGAGUGUCGCUCCGUGGCGUGUCCUUCCUACCAAGACAGCAGAUUCAGCAUCAAGCAGAUGCAGAGGGACUGCGGGAUGCAGGCUGUUCCCAGGCUGCAGAGCAGCACUGCGGUCUUUCAUGCCCUUCAGCAGGCACACAUAAUGAAUGUGUUCACUGAUGACUUUAAGGCCUUGGGCAUAGGAGCAGAAGCUUCUGACCAGUUAGUGAUGGUUUCUGAAGGCCUGAAGCUUCAAUGGACCUUCACAGACGAGAAGCGCGCCAUGGGCAAGAAAAUCAGCAGCGUCAGCUGGCACCCUACAAUCCAUGGUCUGAUAGCUGUGACUUAUAUAAAGAAACAGGAGGAGCAGCUGGAUAAGUCCACUGUGUACAUCAACAGUCCUGCUUUCAUUGUCUUCUAUGGCUUCCCCGAUCAAUCUAACCCCCGGUUGCUCUUGGAGUGCCCAGAUGACAUUUUUGCCUUCGAGUUCUGCCCUUCGAAUCCAAAUGUUAUUGUUGGUGGCUGCAGGAAUGGCAAGGUGGUGUUGUGGGACAUUUCUUUUCACAUCCCGCACUUACAGGGAACACGGCCUAACAGUAAAAAAGCCUCAGACGCCGACUCUGACACUGACACAUUUGACUUGGGUAACAAAAAAGAGAACAAGACUCCUGUCAUGCGCUACUGUGCAGUUUCUUCCAUAGAAAGCAGCCACAAAUCCCCAGUUACUGAUGUCCAGUGGCUGCCAAAAACAUUUGAGGUGACCAGGACAGGCGUUCCAGUUCAAAACAUUUCUAACAUUUCUGUUCAAGUUGUCACCUGCUCCCCUGACUGCACUGUCAUGUUUUGGGAUCUGCGAGUGCCAAAACUACAGAACCAGUUUCUGGCCGACAGGAAGCAAGAUGUGGAUCAGAAGACCAUGAUGACACCCUUUAGCAUCCCCAAAACUUUCAAACACCUGGACCGGACAUGGAAACCACUCUUGAGGGUUUCCCUGCCAAAGAUUGGUAUAAGUGGAGAGUAUGCUCCUUUGAAGUUCAGCCUAGAACAUUACACCUGUAAUAGUAAUACAGAUAAUGAAAAUGAUGGCGCAGAGGUCCUCCCAGAAUACAGUCAACUCAGAAUACCCUCAGCCAAAACGCUCAAGACCCCGGACAAUGUUAAUACCAAGUUUUAUGUUGGAACAGAGGAAGGAGAGAUUGUCUACACUGACUGGAAACUGGAGGAAGAUGAGUUUGGACGAAAGUUCAGUGCCAAGCCCCUCCUCUGUUUUAGAACUCAUGCCUGGUUUGUGAACACAAUGCAGCGAUCACCCUUUUUCAAAGACAUUCUUUUGACAACAGGAGGUUGGAACUUGGCCAUCUGGAAAGAGGGUGUGAUGGGUGGCCCGAUCUUCAUGGGACCAAGCUCUAAACAAGAGUACAGUGCGGCAUGCUGGUCCCUCUCCCGACCUGCGGUUUUCUUCAUUGGGAGAAAUGAUGGAAGUAUUGAGGUGUGGAACCUGCUCCUAAACACCAGCGAACCUACACACGUCCAUGAACACGUCACCAGUACCAGAAUUACCUGCAUCAAACCCUGUAUCACCUCCUCCAAACAACACUACCUGGCUGUUGCUGACAACCUUGGAGUGCUCCGUGUUUUCAAUGUGCCAAAGGCCCUCCGCUCCCCGGUUAAGAAUGAGGAUUUAAACAUGCAGAUCUUCUUUGACCGAGAGUAUGACAGUCUGAAGGAUUAUUUGGAGUGGGAAGAACUGUGGGCGAAACCGAGAAAGGAGGCAGGCGAGUCUAAAGAACAAGUGGAGCCUGACAAGCCAGUCACAUUCCAGGUAGACAGCGAGGAGGCGGACUUGAAGGAGUACAGUGAUUACCUGAAACUGGAGAAAAGCAUCCUUGAGUAUAUGGGCCUGUGGCCACAUGCUCCAAAAGCCUAGGAUACCUAAUAUCACACCCCUUCACACACACACAUGCACAUAAAUUAAAAUCUUUUUUUCUUACAUUUAUUUAUUGAUUUGUAUAAGUUUAAUGUAAAUAAGAAAACAUUUUACAAUAUGGAAACCUGUUCAAACUGUUCAACACAUUGCCAGUGUUCGUAUGUUUGUGCCUAUUUUUGCAGUAUUUCUUGUAAUUUACAUUGAUUUUACAGUAUACAUUCACAUUGUCCUUGGGUUCAGGCUUCAGGGUCAACAGAUUAUUUUCAUCCAUUCAUCUAAGAUCGAGUUACUGGGUAAUGCCAUCCAUUAGUGCCCUCCUUACCACCACUCCCUAAGGAUACAAAAGUGAUCUGACCUUGACAGAAAGUCAUUAUAUUGCUGUUUAAUUUCAGUAAGUGCCGUAAGAAAUGAAUUUAGAGUCUGGUGUUUUGUGGACAAUUUUGAAUAAAAAGCCAAUGACUGUGGUCACUUUCGCAAAAGCUGUUUGUCAGUAAUCCUGACUUGUAAGUGAUCAUUAUGGCUUAA
Neolamprologus brichardi is the source of this 3266-nucleotide messenger RNA. NCBI's taxonomy places the organism in Eukaryota, Metazoa, Chordata, Actinopteri, Cichliformes, Cichlidae. The record is from RefSeq and is a predicted model, not a curated record.